Messenger RNA from Periconia digitata, 3105 nucleotides. Lineage: Eukaryota; Fungi; Ascomycota; Dothideomycetes; Pleosporales; Periconiaceae. The record is from the annotation of a GenBank genome assembly.
GCGUCGCCGUCUGGACUGACUUCGACUCGUGAGCUCACAUUGACACACCGAUGGUUGAUGUGUACGAUGACUUCCCCGAUCCCCAGUCCUUCACCAGCGCGCAGCCAGAGCAAUCUUUCGGGCACAGCCCCGUCUGUGAUCAACAGCCAGAACAAUCCGGCUUCUACAGUAUCAAGUUCGCAACAAUCUACUCUAGUAGGAGUUAGAACUGCUAGGGGAAGCGAUGCAUUUCACGCGGCUAUACAGAAGUUUAAAGCACGAUUGUCAGGCCCACACUUGACAGAAUUCAAAAACAUGACGUACGACGACCUUUGUAGCACAAUUUUACAAAUCCAGCAAGAGCAGGAAGAGAACAAGAAGAUCAUGAACCUAUCACGUAUACAAUCAUGUUUAGAAGCCAUGCAACAAUUUGGCAAGACUGUCGAAGUCUUUUUGAAUACAGCCGAUAUGCUAGCCUUCAUAUGGGGUCCCAUCAAGUUCCUUCUUUUGACUGCGAGCAAUUUCGCGGACUCCUUUGAGACACUUCUUGACGCUUAUGAACACAUCGGAGAACAAUUGCCGCUGCUGCAGGACUACGAGGAUCUUUUUCAUGGGAGCCCAUAUAUGUUGCACGUACUUGAGUUGAUGUACCUGGAUAUUCUCGGAUUUCACCAACAUGCCUUGAAAUUCUUCUCGGGAAAGUUAUGGCAUAGGUUUUUCCGCUCGAUGUGGAAAGAUUUUGGUACAAGAUUUGACGGUAUUCUCAAAAGUCUUCGCCGUCACAAGGAACUUGUAGAAAGCCGUGCCACAAUUGCGCAAUAUCGAAGAUACAAGGAAGAUGUUACAGAGCUUAAAAAGAAAAUAGAAGAGUUGAUUCUGCAAGAGCGAAUGAAGAAAAUGAAGGCAGUGAAAGAGUGGCUUGCUGUUGGUUCGAGACCGCAGCAAGAUCAUGCAGGAUUCCAAAGGAUCCGAGCUGAGUUUCCUAGUACUGGGCGAUGGAUUAGCAAGCAUGAAUAUUUUAAAGAAUGGCUAGGCAUGGAUGUACCCCCUACGCCAAUCAUUUGGUUAUUCGGUAUACCUGGAGCUGGAAAAACCGUUCUCACCUCGAAUAUUAUCGAAGAUUGCAAGAACAAGACCGGGUUUCGAACUAGCUACUUUUACUGCCAUCAUGAGGAUCAAUCGGCAAAUACUGCCGUGGGCGUUCUCAGAGGGCUGGUAGAUCAGUUGUUGGAUGAGUAUCCCUCCCUUCUUCCACAGUGUUACACCAGACAGACCACCAGCGGCGAGCCUUCGCUACGAUCUUUGCCGCUUGCGAAAAAGCUCAUGGAAGAUUUCUGCGCCACGGUCCCCAAAAUGUUCCUAAUCAUCGACGGCAUAGAUGAAUGCGAGCAGAUGGAGCGAAAACAACUGUUGGAGUUCCUGAUGGGUAUUGUUAGUCAAGCCGAUAACGAUGAGCCAGGAAAGCUCCGCGUGCUUUUUGUCAGCCAGGAGUACGCAGACAUCAAAAGGGUACUUCAUAGCUCAUCUGCAACACGAGUUGUCCCGAAAUCUGUAUCCUUGUUACAGCAGAAAGACAACGAGGGUGAUAUCCAGACGUAUGUCAAAGGCUGGGUUGACCGUAUUGCGAACCAGCACGCUCCUUUCGAAGCAGAAUUGGUUGACUACCUUCGUAAUCUGACUAUUUCGCGGGCAAAAGGCAUGUUCCUGUACGCCAAACUGGUAAUGGAAAAUCUGUAUCACCAACCUACAAGAGGUGACCUUAUGAACGCCAUUAAACAUGAGAAUUUCCCCGAUGGGUUGAAAGGUGCCUACGAGAGAAUCGUGACACGUAUCAGAGCAAGCUCGCAUCCAGAGGAGUGGCAAAAAGCUAAAAAGCUACUGGGUUGGAUGGUUUGCUGUAAACGCCAGUUGACUUGGAAGGAGAUACAAGUCGCGCUCUCUAUCGACGGCGAAGAGCAAUGUAUUGAUUGGGAUGAUCGCAGACUUCGAAAACACAUACACGAUAUAUGUGGCUCUCUGGUCAAGGUUGAUGACGAUCGUGUAUCUCUGGUGCACAGUACCGCGAAAUAUUAUAUCACGCAAUGCACUCAGGACAUACACCGACCUUCAGUAGAGUGCGAGCUGGCUACUCUCUGUCUCCAAUAUUUAGUAUUCCCGUGUUUCAGCGUUGAAAACAACGUCGACGAAAACACACUUCGCCAGUCGAUGAUCGAAGGCUACUUCGCAUUCCAAGAUUAUGCCAUUGCCAAAUGGUUCUAUCACAUCAACGCCUUUGUCGAAAGCGGAAAAGACUUCCUGGAGUGUGGAAUAGCUGUAGAAGACCACCUCGACGCGAUAUCCGCUGCAAUCGACACAUUCCUCGACCAAUACCACACAGAAAACUUCCACGACAACAUUGUCGACGAAUGCCGCACAAAAUGCCAAAUUUUCCAGGACCAAGACUUCUACGAAGACCUGGUGGCGCUAACCAGCCAUAUAUUCCAGAAAAGCCGCUUCGACGCCAAACACAAAAUCAGCAUCGGACAGUUGGAGAAGGCUCUCGUGCGCAACCGAAAGCUCGUCGAAGACCUCCCGCCCAAACUGAAUCCCGCCGAUCUCGACAAGUUCCACCAGUUUUACGAUGGCGAGAGGCGGUACAAGUGCACGCGCAUCACUUGCAUGUACUUCUCUGAGGGCUUCAAAGACGCAAAAUCCCGCAAACGCCACGUCAACAUCCACGAUCGGCCGUUCCAGUGCGAGGUCCCAGACUGUCUUGGCGCUGAAGGCUUCGCAAACAGCAAAGACCUUGAAAAGCAUACAAGAGGGUUUCACCCUGAGAUCAGCGACCUGGCUGAUCGCUUCAACACCGUGACCGCCAAAAAGGGGAAAGCAGAUCAUACAUGCACCAUUUGUGGUAAAUCGUUUACGCGGAAUCAGAUCAAGCAGGAUCACAUGAAGAGCCAUAGAGGCGAGAGGCCACAUGAGUGUCCGGAAUGUGGGAAGGCGUUUACGCGUAAGAACGACUUGACGCGACAUCAGAAGUUGCAUAACAAACAUUGAUUUGAUUUUCAAAUCACCACGUCGGAUCUUACUUCUUGAAGUAUUCGGCUCGUGUAGCGGAUGGUGUGUGAUUUUAAUAACUUGCCA